AUCUGUGAUGGUAGAUGUAGAUGUAGUAUUUGCAGCAAUAAUACAGCUCUAUAUUGGAACACACGCACACACAUUAAUUGAACUUGGUACUUAUGCUGGCAUAGCUGGCGAGGGAGAAGUGAAGAAUCAAUGGAGUGGGUAAUUAAUUAGUUAAUGCCAGUUGGAGCGGAUGGAUUGAAUGAGAGAGAGAGAGAGAGGGGUGUUGAUGAGAUGAGAAACCAGCUGUGUUGAUGGGAAACCAGUUGGAGCGGAUAAGGAAGGUAGACUGCGGAGCAAUGGGAAAAGCCACCUCACCCCAUCCAUCAAAUAACCAUGAUAAUAAUAAUAAUGGAAAAGAACAAAAAGGGAGAGGAGAGGAGAGUCGAGUCGAGUCUUGUCUAUCCUAUGAUUGAAGUUAGUUGUUAAUUAAUCUGAAAUGCAAUUCAUGGUGGAGGACAGAGUGAGAGAGUGUGGUUGAUUUAUUAGAUACAAUUUUCUCAGGGGGGAGACUGACUGGAAUUGGAAUUGGUAGAAUUGGAUUGAUUGAUUGAUUGAUUAUGCAAGUAUUAUAUGUAUCCAUUCAUUCAUCCACCCCAAUUAAUUACUGUACAAUAUAAUAGGUGUAAUUAAUGUCAACUCUGUCUGUCUGUCUGUCUGUCUGUAUCCCUGUUGUGUUGCGGGGAGUUAAUAUUGAAUAGCCUUUUUCACCCUGCCACUGCUCACAAACACUUGAUUCAUCACAAGUACAAAUACGAAUACAAAUAAACAGAUAAAUGUCUGUGGCCGGCCAUGCAUAUGCAUAUCCAUCUUUCUUCUAGUUUGUUUCACCCUCUUUCUUGUCUUCUUCUACUUCACUUCCGAUAAUACCCAUAUGGAUAUUAUUAUUAUUAAGAAAGAAAGAAAGAAAGCAAGAAAGAAUGAAUGAAUGAUCCUUUCUUGUAGUUUACACUGACAAAACGCACACCACCGAAUCAAUCAAAAUACAAGACACAGACAAAGAAGAAGAAGAAGAAGAAGAAGAGCAGCUGCAAUACCAAGGCCCCAUCAUCGGCGACUCCAAUGUCUGCCAUUCGUCCUCUCUCUCUCUCUCUCUCUCUCUCUCUCUCUCUCUCUCUCUCUCUCCUCCUCCCUCUUCUCUCCCAUCCUUCAAAAACCCUUCUUUUUUCCUCUCCUUUUCUUUUCUGUUCCUUUAAUUAAAGCCCUCAAAUCAGUUCCUUCUGGCAUGCCUCAUCUCCAUUCCUUGCUUCCUUCUCCAGAGCUUCAUUGACUGAUUCGUUCAAAAUUGGACUGGACAUGGAGAAGAAGACCAAGUCGGGCAGAUAUAACAAUACCAACAACAACAACAACAAUCAUACUAACAAUAAUAAUAAUAAUAAUAAGAGGCGUGCGGACCCGAAUCGAAGCCUGGAAACGCUCUUGGUUUUGGACAAAAAUGUUAAAGGGCAGAAAACCACCACCACUGCCGCCGCCACCCAGCAGCCGACGAGAAAGCUGAUCCCCGGGCACGGCCUCGAAUUCAACAACUUAUCCUACAGUGUACUGAAGAAACACAAGUCGAAAGACGGUGGUGCCUGGAUCAACAAGGAAAUCUACCUUCUCAACGACAUCUCCGGGCAGGCGAUGCGCGGCGAGAUCUUCGCCAUUAUGGGGCCCAGCGGAGCCGGGAAAUCCACUUUCCUCGACGCCUUGGCCGGCCGGAUUGCGCAGGGGAGCCUCCAAGGCUCUGUCAGAAUCGACGGCAAGCAAGUGACGACGAGUUACAUGAAGAUGAUCUCAUCGUACGUUAUGCAAGACGACCAGCUCUUCCCCAUGCUCACCGUCUUCGAGACCUUCAUGUUCGCUGCAGAAGUGCGGCUUCCUCCUUCCGUCUCCACGCUCGACAAGAAGAAGCGAGUCAUCGACCUUCUCGACCAGCUCGGCUUGACUAGUGCAACGCACACGUACAUCGGCAACGAAGGCACGAGAGGGGUCUCCGGAGGAGAAAGGAGAAGGGUCUCAAUCGGCAUCGACAUCAUACACAAACCAUCGCUCCUGUUUCUCGACGAGCCCACCUCAGGACUCGAUUCCACCAGCGCCUUCAGCGUCGUCGAGAAGGUCAAGGACAUCGCCAAGGGCGGCAGCAUCGUCUUGAUGACGAUCCACCAGCCCUCCUUCAGGAUUCAGAUGCUCCUCGACCGUAUCACUGUCCUCGCAAGAGGUAGACUGAUAUACCUGGGGAGCCCAGCCGAUCUCCCGGCCUACCUUUCCGGAUUUCAGAGGCCGGUUCCGGAAGGCGAAAACCCGACAGAGUAUCUCCUUGAUGUCAUCAAAGAGUACGACGAAUCCACUGUAGGACUCGAUCCGCUUGUUCUGUAUCAGCGCGAUGGGAUCAAGCCGGAUCAAGUGGCUAGAACUCCAGUUCCAAAAGGGCCGAGAAGGCCUAAAACUCCGAUGAUGACUCCUCAGGGAAGGAGUCCAUGGAUGAAGCAUAUAAGCCUUCGCAGCACUCAGUUCUCCAACGGAAACAUGAAUGCUCGAGCAGACUCACGAUCAGGACAGUUCGAUUCCAACGAUGAUGAUGAUGAUGACGAAGAAGAAUUCGAUGCCUCCCUGGAACGGAAAAGCAGCAGAACAACACGGACACAUGUGAGCUUCCAGAGCGGAGUCUACAACCAGCGUUUAGCUUCUCACUUCUACAGAGACUUCUCUACGUGGAUCUAUCAGGGUGUCACAGGGACACCUCGCCGGCCUCCGACGUGGACUCCGGUGAGAACUCCGACGCAAACUCCUGGAAAAACACCGAUGUCUAGUUCAAGAAGCUACUUUGCUCCACCCCCGCGUGCAGUGAGGUAUCAGACUCCAGUCUUUAGCCCGGCAACUGAUUCGAAUACGCAGUCUUUUGAGGAGUUCACCGUAGCAGAAGAAGUGCUCGAUGAGCCUGAGAACAGGAAAAAAUUUGCCAAUCCAUGGCUUCGAGAAGUGGCAGUUCUGUCGUGGAGAACUGGGCUGAAUGUGAUACGAACGCCGGAGCUUUUCUUGUCCAGAGAGAUUGUACUCACUGUCAUGGCACUGGUGCUGUCAUCUCUGUUCAAGAAUCUCCAUGGACAUGACUUCAAAACGAUCAACAAGCUUCUGAAUUUCUACAUAUUCGCCAUAUGCCUUGUGUUCUUCUCUUCCAACGAUGCUGUCCCGACAUUCAUCCAAGAGAGGUUUAUCUUCAUCCGCGAGACAUCCCACAAUGCGUAUCGAGCUUCUUCUUAUGUCGUCUCCUCUCUGUUAGUGUACCUCCCGUUUUUCGCAAUCCAGGGGUUCACAUUUGCAGCAAUCACGAGGUACAUACUCCGACUGCACAGCAGCAUCGUAUACUUCUGGUUGAUCCUCUAUGCUUCGCUCAUAACAACGAAUGCCUAUGUGAUGCUCGUGAGCGCGAUGGUGCCGAGUUACAUCACUGGUUAUGCGGUAGUGAUCGCCACGACAGCUCUCUUUUUCUUGACGUGUGGAUUUUUCUUGAAGUCAUCGAAAAUCCCGAUUUACUGGAAAUGGCUGCACUAUAUAUCUGCAAUCAAAUAUCCUUUCGAGGCGCUGCUGAUAAGUGAAUUCAAAGGCACAAGGUGUUACAAAGGCAAACCUGAAGAACUCACACCGGGGCCUCUGGGAGACAUCAGAAUCAGCCAACUGCACAACACAUCGAUCACCGAGCUCAAACCAGACUGCAUGUUGAUUGGGGAAGAUAUAUUGUUCACCAUGGGCAUCCAUAAGAUAGAGAGUAUUUGGGUUGAUAUAGGCAUUCUGCUGGCAUGGGGUGUUCUUUAUCGACUCUUCUUCUACGUCGUUCUCAGGUUUUACUCCAAGAAUGUGAGAAAAUGAAGCAUCAAUUGCCAGUGCAUUACUUACUCUUUUCAAUCUAAAUGUCUGCAACUAUUCAAAUAGAUAUGGCUGUACUUGUUUGGUUCAAAGAGUUACCUCAAAGGCAAGAUUGAGCUCCCAGGCGCAAAGGUAAGAAUCAGUUUUGAUUCCAACAACUUUCAGAUUCUUCACGACGAAAUGAAUUGUUCUUCUGAUGUAACAUGUUUUAAGCAGAGGCCAAAGAAACAACAUCAACUUCAUUACCAAUUUUUGUAAUAGACUUGUAACGUUCUGCACCUGCAUCUGUUACUGCCUGCUUGCCCUUGAACCCCCGAGCAGUGGCUGCGCCUGUGCGGUUCGUCUGCAUUUCUUUAUAGCAUGAUUCUCAUCACAACAUGAUUUGGACAUGAUAAUAAACAUUUAGGCUUAUACAAUCUAAUGCUGCUGAGAGAAAAGACAAAAUGAUCUGUGGAAAAACCUGCUAAGUGUUCAUAUAAAAAGCCAUGGAUUGGAUGUGAUCAUCCAUGACAAAAUUCCAUUGAUCAACUAUGAAAACAAGGUCAUUUCACAUACAAAUUGCUCGUGCUUGAAAAACAUAUUGGCUUAUACAUAGAUUCUUA
Andrographis paniculata is the source of this 4424-nucleotide messenger RNA. RefSeq names its product ABC transporter G family member STR-like. Lineage: Eukaryota; Viridiplantae; Streptophyta; Magnoliopsida; Lamiales; Acanthaceae. Bases 1273 to 3825 code for a protein of 850 amino acids. Gene Ontology annotation, cellular component: membrane. The transcript is spliced from 4 exons. The record is from RefSeq and is a predicted model, not a curated record. Gene Ontology annotation, molecular function: ABC-type transporter activity; ATP binding; ATP hydrolysis activity.